This is a messenger RNA of Peronospora matthiolae, 261 nucleotides long. The record is from the annotation of a GenBank genome assembly. NCBI's taxonomy places the organism in Eukaryota, Oomycota, Peronosporomycetes, Peronosporales, Peronosporaceae.
AUGAUGAGUACCAAGCGCGCCGAAGUCCUCCUAGGAAGUGGAAAUUAUUUCCACUGGGAGUUUAAUAUGAGGAUGACGCUCGCCAGAAAAGGGCUGCUGGUGCAUGUGGAGGUGGUCAAGGCGGAGAGUGAGAUAGCGGAAGCUUGGCUAGUGAACGACGCGAAGGCUCUCGGCAUCAUCGCGCAGGGUGUGGAGCUACAACACCAAACAAAGAUACGUUCAUCUACGCGUGCGAUUCAAGCGUGGGUAACGCUUAGAUAG